Molecule: messenger RNA, 1266 nt
Organism: Salvia miltiorrhiza (redroot sage)
Lineage: Eukaryota; Viridiplantae; Streptophyta; Magnoliopsida; Lamiales; Lamiaceae
Product: 8-hydroxygeraniol dehydrogenase-like
Exons: 1
Coding region: 67-1131 (354 amino acids)
Biological process (GO): lignin biosynthetic process
Molecular function (GO): zinc ion binding; cinnamyl-alcohol dehydrogenase activity
Source: RefSeq, a predicted model, not a curated record
CACUCAUUUCUCCACCACAUCACUCUCUCCCUCUCAUUCUCAUCAGCCACACACCUUCCUACUUGAAUGGCGAAAUCAGUUAACGCCAUGGGAUGGGCCGCCAGAGACCCUUCCGGCGUCCUCUCCCCCUUCAACUUCUCCCGCCGCGCCGCCGCCGACCGCGACGUCCAGUUCAAGGUGCUCUACUGCGGCGUCUGCCACUCCGAUCUCCACAGCAUCAAGAACGAGUGGGGCAACACCCAAUACCCAAUCAUCCCGGGCCAUGAGAUCGUCGGCGUCGUCACCGCCGUCGGCCCCAGCGUCACCAAAUUCAAGCCCGGCGACAAGGUCGGCGUCGGCUGCCUCGUCAAUUCCUGCCGGAAAUGCGAUCAAUGCGCCGCCCAUCUCGAGAAUUACUGCCCGCAGCUGGUGCUCACCUACAACAGCGUUCUCCCCGACGCCUCCGUCACCUACGGCGGUUACUCCGACGUGAUGGCGGCCGACGAGGACUUCCUCAUCCGGUGGCCCGACAAUUUCCCCAUGGACAAGGGCGCCCCGCUAUUGUGCGCCGGGAUCACCACCUACAGCCCGUUGCGGUACUACGGGCUGGACAGGCCGGGCCUCCACGUGGGCGUCGUCGGGCUGGGCGGGCUCGGCCACGUGGCAGUCAAGUUCGCCAAGGCUUUCGGGACGAAGGUGACGGUGAUCAGCACAUCCGCCGGGAAGAAGAAGGAGGCCAUCGAGACCCUCGGCGCCGACGCCUUCCUCAUCAGCCGGGACGCGGCGGAGAUGCAGGCGGCGGCGGGGACCUUGGACGGGAUCAUCGACACGGUGUCGGCGCAGCACCCGCUGCCGCCGCUGCUGAGCUUGUUGAAACCGCACGGGAAGCUGGUGCUGGUGGGGGCGCCGGAGAAGCCGCUGGAGCUGCCGGCGUUCCCGCUACUCAUGGGGCGGAAGACGGUGGCGGGGAGCAUGAUCGGCGGGCUGAAGGAGACGCAGGAGAUGAUCGAUUUCGCAGCGAAGCAUAAUAUAUUGGCGGAGGUGGAGAUGAUUCCGAUGGAUUACGUGAACACAGCGAUGGAGCGGCUGGCUAAAGCCGACGUCAAGUAUCGCUUCGUGAUUGAUGUUGGGAAUACGCUCAAAACCGAGUAGCUACUCGACCUCAUGAUUCUUUUUGAAUUACAAUUGAUAGUAUUCUAGUUUAUGGCUUUCUUUUAAUAAAUAAGCACCGGAACUCAUGUACUAUUCCUAUUAAGUUGCGAUAUUAUGGGACUAUAUUUUAUGAUA